Molecule: messenger RNA, 3756 nt
Organism: Pomacea canaliculata
Lineage: Eukaryota; Metazoa; Mollusca; Gastropoda; Architaenioglossa; Ampullariidae
Exons: 4
Coding region: 722-2716 (664 amino acids)
Source: RefSeq, a predicted model, not a curated record
ACAAGGACCAUGUCAGAACGUAACUCUCGUCGUCCAGUGAAAGUUUACUCGGGGAUGUAAACUAACCAGAAUUUGAUCAGUAUCAGCUUCGGCAGGAGCAGGGACUCAAAUAAACUCGCGAGACACAACGUUUACAGCAGGACAGACUAUUUCUGGACUUUCAGCAGUGGAGAUCGUUUGCAACGGAUGGCGAGUAUAUAUGGCUUGGUCAUAUGACCCCAUCCCCUCACUCCAGCCAUACACGUUCACUCAGGCUGGUUGAGCCGAUUUCGUUGUACCCAUGAAUUAUUUAUGCUUUGAAUGACAAGUACUCGCAGGUGUUAGCAUUUCGGAUCAGGCACAUGCUAAAUGUAAAUGUGUUGUGAACAUUUUACUUGAAGAGUAAAACUACAUGGGGAUUUUUGUGACAAAUUUCAAAAGAAAAUAUAUUUUGGUGCUGCUUUUGUGAAACAAUUCCACAGGUUUCCUUUCUGCUGUCGUGGUUUUAUGGGAUCAAGUAAUCGCAUUUCUUCUAUUUAUAGAAACAAAACCAGAAAUCAACGGGUGUAAAGUUGUUUUCAAAUUUGUAUUUUGAUUGUUGAAUAAAGCAUGCACAUUCCAAGUUUCCAUAGUGCUGUGUCAAUGUGACAGAACCCUUAUUCCAGUGAAAUGUGUAGUACUCUGAUGAUACCAAUGCUGAUGAAGGUGCAGUCAGAAGACUUGAGAAAAGGAAACAGAUCCCAUGGAAGUAAAAGUUUGUAACAAACAAACUAAAAUGAGCAUAUCAUCUGGUCAGAUGAGGAAUGCUAAUGAUCAUGUAGUUGAGUCUGGUCACAUUAUUGAAGAGUAUGACUAUUCUGAUGGUUGUCAUGGAGAUAAACAUGAGGCUUCUUUUUCAACAGUUUUUAGUAGUCCUGUUAACAGUCCAGUUGCUUCUAAAAAUGCAAUCACUGCAGAUGUAGAGCAAAGUGAGAUUGCAAUGGAAGGUAUCUUGCAAGUUCCAUCUCAAAAUGAAAAUAAAGGGAAUAAACAUUUGGACCAGACAAAUGAAUUGCCUAAUGAAAUUAAUACGACAGCUGAUAAAGAUCAACUUUGUGAUGAGCAGUCCGGUGCAGACAAAAGCAGUCCAGACAUAAUGACAGACAGAAAUGAAGCUGCUAAGGGUGAUGAACUUGCUAAUGAUCAUCUUCGUACUGAUUUGGCAAAUGCUAAUGAUGAAGGUUCUCACAAUGUCCUAGGAAACAGUUUAGAUGAAAAUAAUGAUGUUGACACUUUGUUAUUACAAGAAGUCACAAGUAAUUCAUACUCUGCCAAAGAGCUCUUUGAUGCCAAUGAUAACUCAACUUCCCAGGUCUUUAUUACGGCCAGUCACAUUACAGAUGAUACCAGCAGUGUUUUUGAUGUAAAGGCUGCCACAUCUGCAUGUGGUAGUGUCAAAGAAGUGAAGGAUGGCGUUGGCAUGUUUAACGCAGACAAAAGGCUGCAAAAGCAACAGAGAGUGCAUAUGUCAGCAGGCGCCAGUAGGUUACAAAAGGAGCAGGCACCAGAAACAAGAAAUGUGAAUUCCAGAAACACCUCUCACACUGAGCAAGAGUCUCUGUCAGAGACAGUAUUUCAGCAAGCCAUGAACCUUAUGUGCAGUCGUUGUGUCAGUGCCCCAAAAGGCUGGGAUGGCAGUUUGAUUAACAUGGCCCAGGUGCCUUAUGGGCCACAGGUACCUCAGUACUUUUUUGUCAACCAGCACCUACCUAUGCCUACGCCUCCACUGAAGGUCUGGAGUGGUUACAAUGGAAACAUCUACUUUGAGCCCAUGACUAUCAAAAGAGUUGUGACUGCUGGAUCCUGUGGACAUGACACUGAGGUUGAGAAUAAGUCUAGAGGAUUUGCUUUGCAGCGCCAUGCCACUCACAGAUCAUCAGAAAGGAGACACCAAACUGCAGACUCUAAUGCCCUAAGACCCUUGAGCUGGGUCAAAGAAAAGAAGAGUGGGAAAUCACGAAACACUCAAGCAGCAAGCGGUCCAAGAAAGAAUUCAGCAAAAGGUAUUCCCACUGGAGCUGCAGGUCAUCACUCUGUUGUGCUGGACAAGCUGGUUGUAAUGAACCCCAACAACACCUUCAUGCAGGAGGAGCUAAACUUGAUUGAGUCCCAGAAAUCCACAGGCAGCCUAGCCAUAUACCUUCAUCAGAAAGCCUCUACUGGUGAUGACAGCAGCAAUAAGGGCGGAGGUGGUGGUAGCAAAGCUGCUCGUAAAGCGAUGAAGUCAGCAAAUUUUGACAGAAUAUGCAAAGGUUCUGUUGCUGUCCAGCUUCGUAGGAAGAACAGCAUUGACAUGAUGGAAAGUGGCGAAGCAAAGAGAAGAAGUGAUGGAAACGAAAAACUUGAGUUAAGCAGUGUGCCAUUGCAACGAAGAUUGAUGAUUGUGGGAGAUCGGUUCUCUCCGCCUUCAGCCAUGUCUCCCUUGCUGCGCACACAAACACAGUUUUCACUGAGCAGUAACCGUUUGACCAUGAAUUCUCCUGAUCCCUACAGUGUCUUUGAGCACCUUCCCCAUCUGGAGCAAGUGCGCAUGAGCCUCCGCCACAUGGACAGUCAUGGUGAGGAUUUCUAUGCAUCUCGAUUGAACACUCCAUACAGUGCUCACCGGAGACUCACUGCUGUGGAUGAUCUGAAACCCUUCAUAAAAUAUAGCCCUGAUGUGAAGGCCAGGUAUAACAAGCAGCUUAGGUAUUUUUAAGACAGGAUUAAGACAGUUGAUACACUAACUAGUAUGAGUAUCAAUAGGUUCAUUGCAGACUUAUGGAGAAGCCACUCUUUCAAAACUAAAGGCAUUGCUUAAAACAAAUACAAUACUUACAUGAAGCAUCAUUGAAACAGACAUUUUAGCCAGGUGUGUUUAUGAUCCUUUCGUCAAGUGUAUUUGAGAUCUUUACUGCUUGAGGUUAAGAUGACUAUCUAUCAGGCAUGUAAUGUUAUAUUUAUCACCAGAUGUGUUUGAGACCUUUCACUAGAUGUGUUUAAAUCGAUCAAGAUGGGUCACCAGCGCGAAGAUGAGCAUUAACAAUAAGCAUGCAUAACCUGACUUCCCGAAUAAGUGACCUUUCACCUGGAAUGGUUAAUAUGACCUUUCACUAAAUGUGUUAAUGGACUGGUUGUGGUUAGGUCUUGUAAAAAGUUAAAAAUUCUAUGUAAACUUCCAGGAAUAUUUUCCAUGGCUGGUCAAAACUGAAUCAAUUUUCUACAUUUUCUUAAAAAGCACACAAACUACCACAGCCAAUGCUUUUUAAAGUUAGCAUUCAUCUAGCUAUUUAUAUGCACAGAAAAAAAUUACUGUGAACUAAAUGAAUUUCAAUUAAUUUUGAUAAUAUGAUCUUUUAUUAUUUAGCUUAGUAAGCUAGUACUUUUUGUUAUUGGCUAUGACAGAAUGCUGUGUAGUAUGUGACAUGACUUUUAAUGGAAUAAUUUAACUGUGCAAAAUAACAGUAUAACUGAAAAUAAGCCAUUUUUAAGUAAUAAUAUAUUGAAGUAGCAUUCUAUUGCCUGAAAACCUUAAAUUCUACUGAUAUUUCAUCAUUUACUUGCAUAGUAUGAACAUCAGUUAAAAUGCAGGUCUUGGAUAAAUGAAUUUAUUUGCCUUUUCUUUUCAGUUUUCAGUAAUUCUGCCUGUUUUAUUCACAAUUUUGAAGAUCAUAACAAGUGCUAAAAUUUUAAGACCAACUGUUUUAUGAGUAGCUUGUGCUGUGGUAUUAGCAAAGAUGCUUAAAAGCUGAAUAUGUA